ACAAUUUGGUCCCAUUUUUUUUAUUGAAUUAGUAAUUGGUCUGAGUGAGAAAGCAACUGCCUGUACCUAGCUAUUAGUAUAUGAAAUAUAAUCCUAUGUUAAUGAUUCACGAUCACAAUGAUACAUGAUGGUAGAGAGAGGAACUUAAUGAAUAAUUGUGAUUUAUAUGGAGGACUUUUAAUCAAGCCGGCCCCAAAAGGUUGGGAAGGCUAAAUGAUUAUGAUGAUUAUGAUCUACUGUUGAUCACUCAUGGGAGAGGAUGUAUUUGGGAAUGUUAGUGGACCAUUGUAAUGUCAUGGGAAAAAACAAAAUGCAUUGAUCGCUUAUGAUAGGUUGAAUGGUAUUGAACUGGAUGAUGAUGAUGUAAAACUAAAAGUAUGUAUUCCCUGAUACAGUAACUGCAAUCUCUCUCUCUCUCUCUCUCUCUCUUUCUCCCCCCUCCCCCUGCCCCCCUCCCACUCUCUCCCUCUCUCCCUCUCUCUCAAUACAUUUUUGAGAUAGACAAAGCCAUAGAAGUAUGUCUAUAAAAAUCAGUGGAUUAUCAGUUUCCUUCUCACCAAAAUGUAUUUCACAAAAUAAGUUUAUCUUCCACAAAGUAGUGGUACAAGAUGUGCUCUACACAUUCAGGUGAUCCAAGGGGAAGGGUUGUCAUGGAAUUGAUGGAUAAGAUAAACAAAGGCUUUAAUUUUUCUUGUGAUUCCACUAAAGGAGAGGAGGAAUUCAAGUGACUGGUUGUUUUCUGUCACCAAGGGAACAUUGAGAAAGAGAGGGUGCAGUAGUUGUCUACAAUCUGAUUGUGGAGACAAAUUAAGAUUGUGCAUGAGAAGAAAGAAUUUGUUACAUUCAAGAAUUCCUAGUCAUUAGGACUCUAAAUAAUUUCUGUUAUUUCCUGUUUAAAUCUUUCUGAUUUCUAGAUAUUCAUGUUAACUAUUUUCUGAUUUGUAGUUGAGUUGAAUUAGUCAACUAGCUGUUAAGAUUAUUCCUAUUUUGUUGGGAACUUCAGUUGUAUUGUGGCCUAUUUAAAAAGGAAGAGAAUAACAACAAGCACGCUUAUCUUUUCCCAGCACUUUGGUGUUUUCAUUGGAGGUUCUGGUUCCCUCGAAGUAAUCAGAGUAUUUUAUCUUGUUUUCAUCUUUUGGGGUUUUCUUUACAAUCCUUCAAAAUAGGUAAAGGAAAUCCCUCCUCAACCAGCCAGUACGUACCAAAGUGGUAUCAGAGCCUGGCUAUGGAUCAAAGAGUGGAGAAGCUAGAAAAGUCCUUGGAGUCACUUUCAACUGGACAGAGGGAAAUCUUCAACCAAAUGAUGGAGAUGUUUGGCAACCUUAGUGCUCGUAUGGACCAGCUGGUGAGUCAAUCCACAAAUGAAGUUGCUGAGAAUUCCAUGCGAAUUCAUGAGGAGCAUUCCAAUAGUGGUGGUGGCUUUCAACAUAAGAAUUCUAUCAGUUUGUUCUUACCCAAAACAGUGAGGUUAGACUUUCCCCACUUCAAUGGAGCAGAAGACCCGACGAGUUGGGUGUGUAGAGCUGAACAAUUCUUUCAAAUUCAUGAGAUACCAAGUGCCGAUCGUGUCUCUCUAGCAUCUUUUCAUCUUGAAGGUGAGGCACAACUUUGGUACCAAUUGCUUAAACAAGAGAUGGGGGUUAUCACUUGGGAACAGUUCAAAGAGGGACUUCAUUCUAGGUAUGGUCCUAAUCAGUUCUUUGAUUUCUUUGGAGAGCUCACUAAAUUAAGGCAAACUGGUACGAUAGCAAAAUAUCAAACAAGCUUUGAGAAGUUGCUUGCUAAAGCUGGGCCUAUGCCACAAAAUAGACAGGUGAGCUGCUUUGUUAGUGGCCUAUGUGAUGCGAUUCGCACUGAUGUGCAGGCUAACAGACCCACCACCUUGUCUUCAGCCAUUGGGUUGGCUCGUUUAUAUGAAGCAAGAGAUCUCUCCCGCCGAAAGGCCACUUCACUUGUUCCGAAGGGUGGUUCUCUUUCUCGCAAUAUAGUUGCGGCACCUUCAUCCUCAAUUCCCAUGAAGAAGAUGACUACUGAAGAGUUAAAUGAGCGAAGGAGAAAAGGGCUUUGUUUCAGAUGCAAUGAAAAGUUUGGCCCCGGGCAUCGCUGCAAGAAGUUGUUCCUGAUUCAAGCAUGUUUGGAAGAUAGUGAUGAAGAUGUAGAAAUGGAAACUGAUAGCUGUGAUGAGCACCCAGUUGAAACACCAGAAAUUUCCUUGCAUGCCAUUGCUGGAACACGGGCACAUGAGACAAUGCGAGUUAAAGGCAGCCUCAGACAUAGGGCAGUUAUUAUGCUUGUGGAUUCAGGAAGCACUCAUAAUUUUGUGAGUGAAAGGGUUGCAAAGGCAGUGGGUUUGCAGCCUAAUUCCAGCGGCCAACUUGCAGUAAUGGUAGCUUCUGGAGAAAGGAUAGCUAGUCCAGGUAAAUGUGCUCAUGUCCCGAUAAAAUUACAAGGAGUUACAAUAUUCAUUGAUUUCUAUUUAUUACCACUUGAAGGCUAUGAUGUUGUUUUAGGGGCUCAGUGGUUGAGCACACUGGGACCCAUUGUGUGGGAUUUCUCUAAGUUGCAGAUGAAAUUUGAUAUGGGAGGGAAAGAAGUGGUCUUACAUGGCUUGUCAAUCCCAGAAAAUAAGGUGGUCAACAACUUCCAAUUGGAACGUGUAGCUAGAAAAAGAAAAGAUGGAGUCCUGUUGCAACUAUAUGCCAUGAGGGGCCCACAGGCACAAUACUUUCAACUUCUACUUCCCACUAACGUGCAGCAACUCUUGGAUAAAUAUAAGGAAGUACUAUCAAAACCAAAGGGUCUUCCUCCCAGGAGAGCACAAGAUCAUAGGAUCCCUCUACAAGUUGGUCAAGGGCAUGUUUCAGUCAAACCAUAUCGAUAUCCUCAUUAUCAGAAAGCUGAGAUAGAGAAGUUGGUAGCUGACAUGCUUAUUGGACUUAUUCGGCCAAGCAACAGUCCUUAUUCUUCUCCAGUCAUCCUAGUGAAAAAACAAGACAGUUCGUGGCGAAUGUGUGUAGACUACAGAGCCUUGAAUCGAAUAACAAUUAGAGAUGAAUAUCCAAUUCCGGUGAUUGAUGAGCUUUUAGAUGAAUUAUAUGGUGCACAGUACUUCUCUAAAUUGGAUCUACGUUCCGGUUAUCAUCAAAUACGGGUACAUCCAGAUGAUAUAGAGAAAACUGCUUUCCGGACUCAUCAAGGCCAUUAUGAAUUUUUGGUGAUGCCUUUUGGCCUCACCAAUGCACCUUCCUCCUUUCAGGCUCUCAUGAAUGAGGGACGUGGAACUGUUGUAACCGGACGUGUCGAACAAGGGACUAUUAAAGCUGGAGAAGAUGUUGAGAUAUUGGGUAUAAUGCAAGGUGGUCCUAUAAAGACCACAGUAACUGGCGUAGAGAUGUUCAAGAAGGUCUUGGACCAUGGACUGGCUGGUGAUAAUGUGGGCUUACUUUUACGUGGCCUGAAGCGUGGAGAUGUACAGCGUGGACAGGUGGUUUGUAAACCUGGUAGUCUGAAGACAUACAAGAGGUUUGAGGCAGAGAUUUAUGUGCUUACGAAGGAUGAAGGUGGUCGCCAUACUGCUUUCUUCUCAAAUUACAGACCUCAGUUCUACAUGAGGACUGCAGAUGUUACUGGGAAAGUUGAAUUACCUGAAAAUGUGAAGAUGGUUAUGCCCGGUGACAAUGUUACAGCAGUUUUUGAAUUGAUAUCACCAGUUCCUCUUGAAGCCGGAUCCGUAUGAUCUUCAGCUUGUGCAUUAUUACUUAAAACAGGACAAAGAUUUGCAUUGCGGGAAGGAGGGAGGACGGUUGGUGCUGGGGUUGUCUCCAAAGUCAUCAGCUGAGAUUUUUCCAGCAUUAUUUUAGUUUGCCCUAUAAGAUAAACUUGUUAAGCACCACUUAAUGAAAUUCCAUGCAGCACCAGGUGCAUGUAGCCAUUGUUUAAUUGUUACUAUUUUUUAUUGCAACACAUUAUACAGAAGUGCUGCAAACACAAUUUUGAUUAGUAUUUCUUGGAGAUUUUUUAGCUACAGAUAAUUCAGCAUAAUUUUUGUUGAUCACAAGGGCAAGGCUUUAUGUUAUGCUUAUAUUUUGUCAAUGAUUCUCGAUCUUUUUCUGAAACUUAUCCAAAUUGUAUGAUGAAUAAAAUUCU
Molecule: messenger RNA, 4146 nt
Organism: Phoenix dactylifera (date palm)
Lineage: Eukaryota; Viridiplantae; Streptophyta; Magnoliopsida; Arecales; Arecaceae
Product: elongation factor Tu, mitochondrial-like
Biological process (GO): mitochondrial translational elongation
Cellular component (GO): mitochondrion
Molecular function (GO): zinc ion binding; GTPase activity; translation elongation factor activity
Source: RefSeq, a predicted model, not a curated record